AUGACGAGUCAAGUGGCCAUCGCCAACAACUUGAAUGCAGAACAUCUGAUGUCCCUACAACGAUCGCUUCAACAAAUCCUCUCUACGGAGCUUGCGGAAAUAACGCUGGCACAGGUAGUUGACGGCAUUCCUAUUGAACAAAUUGACACUCGAUGGAUGUUUGCCUACGAUCCAGUGGUUUCUGGACGUAAGACCCCGACCGAUGAGGCAUUUAGGGAGCUUGUGAGAUGGAAGUCUACUUUCCAAGUAGAAGAUCUAACAAUCACAAGCACUAUCCCAGGGUUCGAGGAGCCCGAGAUAAUACGUCCGGCCCCUAUUCCUCAAAAUCCCACCUACCUCUAUCAUGUAGAAUAUACCUUCUACAAGCAAUAUCCUAUGGGUGUCGCUGAUAUGGUUGGGUACUGGGUUGAGUAUAGAUUACUUGGAGGCGUUGUGCUAUUUGACCGGAGUGAGUCCGAAAACAAGAUCGAUCAAUUCCUUACCUUCUGCCUCGAUGACGACGAGUCGACUCCGUGUCCCUUCCCUUUGACGGCUGAACGCAAUGCAGUCCGCAUCUAUCGCGAUGAUACUUUUGACUUGCACAUAUUUCGCGAUAAAUACGAGAGGAACCGUCCCGUGUAUCCAACCGACCGAGCACAACCUGCUAGGAGGAUUCGUCUAGAGGAUGACCCCGAUGCCCUGGAAAUGCAUCUAUGUUGGGAGGAGCGUCUUAAAGAAAUUGAUCAAGACUCAUCUAGUCGAUAG
Molecule: messenger RNA, 744 nt
Organism: Penicillium macrosclerotiorum
Lineage: Eukaryota; Fungi; Ascomycota; Eurotiomycetes; Eurotiales; Aspergillaceae
Exons: 3
Coding region: 1-744 (247 amino acids)
Source: RefSeq, a predicted model, not a curated record